This is a messenger RNA of Capronia epimyces CBS 606.96, 2175 nucleotides long. RefSeq names its product iron-sulfur clusters transporter atm1, mitochondrial. The transcript has a single exon. Bases 1 to 2175 code for a protein of 724 amino acids. Gene Ontology annotation, molecular function: ABC-type transporter activity; ATP hydrolysis activity; ATP binding. Gene Ontology annotation, cellular component: mitochondrial inner membrane. The record is from RefSeq and is a predicted model, not a curated record. Gene Ontology annotation, biological process: intracellular iron ion homeostasis; transmembrane transport. Lineage: Eukaryota; Fungi; Ascomycota; Eurotiomycetes; Chaetothyriales; Herpotrichiellaceae.
AUGCUGUCUCGGGCAUUCUGUAGCUGUGGGAAUCGAAGGAUAUACAGCUCAGCACAUCCUGCAUCGAGGGUAUGGAGGUCCAAUCAACCAAUAGUCGUGCGACCAAGUGUUCGCAUCUUCACCCAGUCCGCCAUCUUAAGCCGCCAGAAUGAGACAAAGAAGCCAGCACAGGCAGUCCAAGGCGUCGAGGCGGUGCCCAGCAAGUCGGAAACCGUGGAAGUCAUCAAACCAGAAUCUAUACAGAAGGCAGAUCCCGUCAAACCUGACCCAGUCGCCAACAAGGCUCCCCUUCUCUCUGAGAAGGUCGUCUCCAACAAGGAGCAGCGGAAAGUGGAUUUGGCCAUCAUGAAGGAAAUGGUGCAGUAUCUCUGGCCCAAGGGGGACUGGGGCACCAAACUACGCGUCGGUACUGCUCUAGGUCUACUGGUGUCGGCCAAAAUUCUGAAUGUCAAUGUUCCUUUCUACUUCAAAAACAUUGUCGAUUCAAUGAACAUUGAUUUUCUGGCAGUCGGCGGCACGGCCUGGACCGUGGCAGGAUCGAUGAUUGUGGCGUAUGGAGUGACUAGGAUCGGGGCGACUCUGUUUCAGGAACUGCGAAAUGCCGUUUUCGCCAGUGUGACCCAGAAGGCUAUCCGCAACGUGGCUCGCAACGUCUUCGAUCAUCUUCUGCGGCUGGACCUGAAUUUUCACCUGUCCAGGCAGACUGGCGGGCUGACAAGGGCGCUGGACCGAGGAACGAAAGGUAUCAGCUUCUUGUUGACUUCCAUGCUGUUCCAUAUCUUCCCUACAAUCCUGGAGAUAUCCAUGGUGUGUGGCAUCUUGACAUACAAAUAUGGUGCUUCAUUCGCUGCGAUCACCGCUGCAACUAUGGUCGCGUACUCGGCGUUUACAAUCGCCACGACCUCUUGGAGAACGAAGUUUCGAAAGCAGGCAAACGCGGCGGACAAUCAAGGCGCGACGGUGGCAGUGGAUACCCUCAUUAACUAUGAGGCGGUGAAAUACUUCAACAACGAAAAGUUCGAGGUCAACCGAUACGACAAGGCUCUGAAAAAGUACGAAGACGCAUCGAUUAAGGUGACAACCUCGUUAGCAUUUCUGAACACCGGUCAGAAUAUCAUCUUUUCCGGUGCAUUGGCUGGCAUGAUGUACCUCGCGGCAAAGGGUGUGGCAGCUGGUGAAUUGACGGUUGGAGACUUGGUCAUGGUCAACCAACUCGUCUUUCAACUGUCGGUGCCCUUGAACUUCCUGGGUUCGGUCUAUCGCGAACUUCGACAAUCGCUGCUGGACAUGGAGACCUUGUUCAACCUGCAAAAGGUCAAUGUGACGGUGAAGGAUGUCGCCCAUCCAAGACCUCUGGCAUUGACUAAAGGAGGAGAGAUCAGCUUCGAAAACGUCACGUUCGGAUAUCAUCCGGAUCGGAUGAUAUUGAGAAAUCUGAGCAUGACAAUCCCGGCUGGAAAGAAGGUGGCCAUUGUUGGUCCGAGCGGGUGUGGGAAGUCGACCAUUCUUAGACUGCUGUUCCGAUUCUACGACGCGGAAUCUGGCCGAAUUCUAAUCGACGGACAGAACAUCAAGGAGAUCAGCCUCGACAGUCUACGACAGAGCAUCGGAGUAGUUCCACAAGACACUCCGUUGUUCAACAACACCAUCGAGCACAACAUUCGAUAUGGCAAGAUUGACGCGUCCUUCGAGGAGGUCAGACAUGCGGCUCAGCGAGCCAGAAUCCUUGAUCUCGUGGAACGUCUACCGAACGGCUGGAACACCAUGGUGGGCGAGAGAGGUAUGAUGAUAUCCGGGGGCGAAAAGCAACGACUUGCCAUCGCACGACUCCUGUUGAAGGAUCCUCCCCUGCUGUUCUUUGAUGAAGCGACGUCGGCCCUGGACACACAUACAGAGCAGACGCUGCUGCAAAACAUCAACAGUAUCCUGAAGGAGAGGGCCAGCACGAGUGUCUUCGUGGCACACCGCCUCCGCACGAUCUAUGACAGCGACAUCAUCUUUGUUCUCAGCGAGGGUCGGGUGGUUGAACAAGGUACUCACCCGGAACUGCUGGCUUUGGGAGGGCUCUAUGCCGACCUAUGGGCCGCACAAGAGGUCUUGGUCGGGCAAGACUUGACUAUUGAGCGCGAACUGGAAGAAGAGCGAGAGAUUGAAGCGAAGCACAAGGGGAAAUGA